CACCGAGCCGGUCCGUGUGGUCAGUCCCAGUCCAGCCGUGUGCAGGUAUCACAUUACCGCUGACCACAGCUCAGGUUACACCCCACACACCAGCACCAUGACGCGGAAGGCCAGUGUAGAUUUCCGCGGUCCCCGUAAGAAGAGUUACGGAACCAUGAGUGUGAACGGUUUGUCGGGCGAGCAUGGGGAGCCUACGGACGGGGAGGUCAUGGCCGCCGCCGCGUCUGACUCCUGGUUUGAAGACUUGAUCGGCUCGAGACACGUCAGGUGUCCUACCUGUAACGGUUCCGGGAAAAUACCCAAAGGUCAGGAAGACAAGUUGGUGGCGCUGAUUCCUUAUUCAGACAACAGACUCAAGCCCAGAAGAACGAAACUUUACGUGUUUAUCGCGGUGUUUAUAACGUUACUUGCCUGCGGCCUGCUGAUAUUUUUCCUGAUGCCGCGGGAGGUUCAGGUGUCGAAUAACCACAUCAAAAAAAUCGACGUCCACGUCAACAAAACUCAGGGCACCGUCUGGAUUUAUAUGGAGAGUGAAGUAAACGUGACCAACUGGAAUUUCUUCCCUGUGACCAUGGGCAGCAUGAGUCUCCAGGUUUUGUACCAUGAGACGGUCGUCGGCAAAUCUCUCACCACGGCCACCGACAUGGUCCCAAUCCGCGCACACAAGCAGGUGAAAGUUUCCGUAAACACGACGUUCGAUGAUUCAAAGGAUCUCGGCUACGUGGCGGAACUGUGCUCCAACCCUAUAGACUGGGUGCACCACCUUUUCCUGCAGCU
This is a messenger RNA of Branchiostoma floridae (Florida lancelet), 777 nucleotides long. RefSeq names its product transmembrane protein 106B-like. The record is from RefSeq and is a predicted model, not a curated record. Lineage: Eukaryota; Metazoa; Chordata; Leptocardii; Amphioxiformes; Branchiostomatidae.